Messenger RNA from Fusarium venenatum, 2184 nucleotides. Lineage: Eukaryota; Fungi; Ascomycota; Sordariomycetes; Hypocreales; Nectriaceae. The record is from RefSeq and is a predicted model, not a curated record.
AUGGUAUCAAUCAAAGCAGUUGCAGUCGCUUAUGUGGCGGCCAACCUCUUGGGAGUUGACGCAGGUCUAUGCCGACCGUCAACUAGAACUUCUUUAACCUCAUCUGAGUCGGAAACCCAGACGGUGAUCCCUAUCGUUUCGACAUCCACCUUGGAUACUAGCAUCAUUCCAUCUGACACAACAAGAUCAAAAGAUCGCACAUCGUCAGUUUUCGGAACACCUAGCAAUUCUGAGACUGCUGAAAACCCGACUUCCUCUACAAGCGGAACUCUCAGCUAUCUUACGUCGUCAGGAAUUCCAACAACAUCAGAUGAUGCAAUUGCAACAUCAUCAGUAACAGCAACCUCUGUCAAUCCUACGGCAUCUGAUGAUUCCACUACUUCUGGUGAUCCUACUACAUCUAGCGAGGAGACGUCUACCGAUGUUACAUCUAAUGAGGCGACGUCUACUGAUGUCACGACUUCUGAUACUUUCACGCUAUCAGUCCACCCCACUACAUCAAAAAUUCCUGCAGCAUCUUCUGAAACCAUGACUUCCAUUGACACCAGCUCGCCUAUGGAAUCCUCAACAACUAUCGAUACCACCGCGACUACGGAUGCUACAACAACCGCUGAAACAACGACAACUGCCGAUGUCACAACUUCAACUGACCCUACAACUACAACUUCAACCUGCGUUGAGCCUACUAAUUUGCUUAGACAACCCGGAUUUGAGCCUUCAAAUGAUGGGGGUGUUUGGGGCUUCUAUUGGGGCGGCGGCCGCAUCACUGUUGACUCUGAAAUAGCUCGCACAGGUGAUGGUCUAGCUGAUCUCCCUGUUCCCGGUGGACAAGAACGACGCAUGGAGCAGCGAAUACAUAUAGUGCCAGGCACAGAAUAUGCUAUCCGCUUCUACUAUGCUCUCGCAUCUGCACCACCUGCCAAUACACAGUGUUUCGUGUUUGCUACAUUCGAUUAUUAUACGACUUUGACCCAAGUACCACUUCCAUCUGAUACGGAAUAUCACUUGUACUCGGCGAGCUUCAUUUCGGCAGACAACCUGGACCCGGCUAUUGAAAUCGGUGUCUCCUGUACCCAGCAAAACAACGGCUAUACAGCUGAAGUCUUUAUUGAUGAUGCAUCGGUUCUGGAUAUCACCAAUGCAUGUGAUGCUACUCCUGUCGACCCCAACGCCCCCGCCAAGCCCACGCUUCUCAUCCCUGCCCAACCAGAGCAACCUCAUUGCCCUGUAAAUGCCGCCCAAGUCCCAGGUUUUGAGCCCGUAAACGGUAACCAAGGAUGGGAGUUCUAUAACAGAGGAGAAUUCGUCAAUGAUCCAUCCAAUGCCCGAACCGGCGAGUGGGAGGCCGGAACUAUGACUUCUCAAUUGAACGAUGGCACCUACCUCGAACAAUAUUUCAGUGCAGGAGAUCUUACACCAGGUGAAACCUACGAUUAUCAUUUCUUCUGGAAGCCAAAUACCCUCCCAGAUAACGGAAAGUGUUAUAUCUACGGCGGUUACAGUGAUGCCAUCAGGUAUCCAAAUGCCGAAGUCAAAGCUGGAGCAACUUCUUCGACAGGUUAUACCAUCUACUCAGUUCGCUUCGAGAUGCCAGCAAGCGACAAUUUCUUUCUCCAAAUCGUUUUCUACUGCGAUUACAACAACGGUAAUCAACAACUGGGAUCUGUUUACGUCGAUGAUACUGCACUGAUUCAAGUUGGGGGCUGUGAGGCAUUCCCUGUGACGGGUGCACGUAUCGAGAACCCUAGCUUCGAGGUCAGAUCGACUGAAGACAGUACUUAUGCUUGGUUUGGCAACAACGGCAUGGUUAUCCAAGCUGGAAGUACAGUUGAUGGCCCCUCUCCAAACUCAGGCAACAAUUAUUUAUAUGUUCAGCUUGGAUCUACUAAGAAAUCAGCUACACUCACCAAGCCACUAGCCGUUUCUCUAGAUGCAGGCCAGUAUUACACCCUCCGGUUCAGUUGGUCGGCUGGGGCGGCAUAUGUACCCGCGGAUUGCUCGUUCACGAUCGCAUUUGGUUCCUCUACCGAAACCCGCCCACUCAACGACCAGAUUACUUCGUACAACUACGAACUGUUCGAUUACACGUUCAUGCCAGCUGAAGAGGUUACGUCCAUGUCGGUCACUGUCUCUUGCUUGACGGCUUCUCCUGACUUUGUUUUUGAUGACUUUUCUCUUCAGUAA